Messenger RNA from Ustilago hordei, 204 nucleotides. RefSeq lists its product as uncharacterized. The transcript is spliced from 2 exons. Lineage: Eukaryota; Fungi; Basidiomycota; Ustilaginomycetes; Ustilaginales; Ustilaginaceae. The coding region runs from base 1 to 204 and encodes 67 amino acids. The record is from RefSeq and is a predicted model, not a curated record.
AUGGAGAAGACCUUCAACGACAGCAUGCCCAAGAACGACCAGCAGCGUCAGGAGGAAAACGCUAAGCGCGCAGAGCAGGGCGAGCCUCAAAUCCCUGGUGCCGCCGGUCGCGAGUCUGUUGCUAGCAAGGAUCCCAAGGAGUUUGACUCCCGCGGCGGUCCCGGUUCCGAAUCUCACAAGCCGGUUCAAGACCCUGUUGUCUAA